AUGGUUCCAGAGUUUACAUUCCCAGUUUCAGUACUUUCACAGGUGUUUUGCUGCACUGGCUCAAGAACAGCUCAAGUCGCCUCGCCCGAGCGGGCUGCAUAUACGCAGCUCCAGGACGUCGCGGGUCGCUUCUCUGGUUCGAUCGGGCCCAUGGCGAAUGAGUUCCCAGGCAGUGACGCCACCUCUGCUGACUCCAGCCGCUCAGAGAGUCGCACGACCUCGGAACUGGCCUCGCUGCUGCGGCGCACUUGGCCCCUCUUCCUGGGCAACACGCUCGAGUGGUACGAGUUCGCGGUGUACGGCUAUCUGGCGCCCUACUUGGUGCACGAUUUCUUCGGCGGCUCGGACGUCGGCGUAUGGCUCGGCUACGGGGCGUCGUUUGUCACGCGGCCCUUCGGCGGCCUCGUCUUCGGCAUCGUCGCGGACAGGUGCGGUCGCAGGCCCGUCACCCUGAUCUCCCUGCUGGGCAUGGUGCUCGCGACGGGGCUUCAGGGCGCCCUCCCCGCCGCCAGCGGCGGCGCUGGGUGGAGCAUGCACGCCCUCGUUGCCCUCCGGCUCGCUCAGGGCUUCUUCGUCGGCGGGGAGGAGGGCACGAUGAUGGCGAUGCUCGCCGAGGAGGCCCCCGACCGGCACAAGAACCUCGUCACCUCCCUCUACCUGACCGUGGCCCACCUCGCGUUCACGAUCACGGCCGGCGUCGUCUUCGCGCUGGAGUCCUCGCUGGCCCCCGCGGAGAUGCAGUCCUGGGGCUGGCGGGUCCCCUUCCUCCUGGUGCUGCCGCUCGGCCUCGUGGCGCUCGCGGGGCGCAGUCGCAUAGAGGAGACGGAGGACUUUCGGCAGUUCCUCCAGGACAGGGCGUCUGAGCAGGGCGCCUGGGAGGCAGGGGGGAGGGGCCGCUUCCUGGCCAAGCUCUCGGCGGUGCGGCGUUACAUCGGCCACGUGCUGCUCGGCUGCGCGGCCGCGGCGGGCUUCUCCGCCCUCAUCUACACGGCCACCUCCUGGACCAUCGCUUUCCUCCGGGCCCGGGGCCUCCAGUACAGCAGCCUCCUCGCCACGCUGCAGCAGGCGCUGCUGGUGGUGCUCGUGCCCUGCUUCGGGUGGCUCGGCGACCGGGUCGGGGUGGCCACCAUGAUGCUGGCGGGCGCCGUCCUCACCGCGCUGGUCGGGGUCCCCGUCUUCGCCGUCCUGGAGUCCGCGCCCGCGAACUGGACGGUGGCCUUCCUGUGCCUGGGCGUCGGCUACGGGGUGCCCAUCGCGGUGUGCGCGGCGGCCAGCGGCCUCUUCUGCGCGGAGCUCUUCCCGACGCAGGGCCGGAGCCUCGGGGUGGGGCUCACCCACAACCUGGCCAUGAGCCUCGUGGGCGGCGCCGCGGGGCUCACGGCCCAGGGGUCCCUGGAGUACUCGAGGCUGGGGCCGGGCGUGUACAUCUCCGCCUGGGGCGCGCUCAGCGCCCUCGCCAUCUGCGCGGGCCUCUGGGCGCGGGCCGCCGGAGGGGCGAAGCUGGCGCACGUGCGGCCGGAGCCCUACUUCUGCGCCUGCUCCGCGGCGGGCCGCGCGGAGGGCGCCCUCGAGGCCGCCAAGGGGGAGCAGCAGGCCUGA
Molecule: messenger RNA, 1599 nt
Organism: Prorocentrum cordatum
Lineage: Eukaryota; Dinophyceae; Prorocentrales; Prorocentraceae
Source: the annotation of a GenBank genome assembly